CUUGGUUUUACUCUUGGCAAUGUGGUUGGGAUGUAUCUGGCUCAGAACUAUGAUAUUCCUAACAUUGCAAAGAAGCUUGAAGAAUUUAAGAAGGAUGUGGAAGCAAAGAAGAAACCUCCCAGCGACAAGUCCUAAGAGGGCAGUGUUACCCAGGUCACCACUGUGUGUGCAUCAAGGAUGCAAUUUACUUUUCAGGCAACAAAGAUCAAGUAGAGGGUUGGCAUGGGAGGUUCCUCCACUUUUAGUCUCCUAAAACUGGAAUGUCCUCCUUUUGAAAGAGCAGCCAUGAACUUUUCCUGGGACUGAUUUUCAAGGGUUUCAGAAUUUGGAUUUGCAGCUGAUUAUGUGACUGAAUAAGGUUGUUUGUAUUUUUCGUUAUUGCUUUUCCUAAUAUUUUGUAACCCAUUUUUACCUGAUCCAACUGGAGUCCUGUUAGUCCUGUUAUUAUGUGUACCUGACACUUUGUAAUACCCUAGUUCUUAGAACAUUGCAAAAGAAAUUAAAUGCAUCAAGAAGUAA
This is a messenger RNA of Pterocles gutturalis (yellow-throated sandgrouse), 519 nucleotides long. It is a transcript of the gene STMP1, whose product is annotated as chromosome unknown open reading frame, human C7orf73. The record is from RefSeq and is a predicted model, not a curated record. The transcript has 2 exons. NCBI's taxonomy places the organism in Eukaryota, Metazoa, Chordata, Aves, Pterocliformes, Pteroclidae. The annotation marks the transcript as partial.